AUGCAGGUACACGCAAGUGGAACACAAAAUGCGGAUCAUGACGCAAAAAAUACACAGGACUACGGAUUGCCGUUCGACGACCUGUUGGCAGACCCAGUUAACCCAUACGGGUACAUAAACAUGCCGAACUACGAAGAGUACGAAGAAGAAACAGUGUACGUCAAAUACGAAAAUGAGAAGACGGGAAUAGAGGACUACUACAGAAAGUACGUGGACGAUAAUAAGAGUAAGGGGUUCGACAUGGAAAGUGAGGCAGUGGAGGAGCAGCAACCUACGACGGAAAUGCUGACAAAAAAGUUCCCGUUCGUAGUAAAGUCGCAAAUAUGUAUGUCAAACUGUUUCUCAAAUGAACUGAAGCAGCCACAAAUGGCAAGCCUAUUAUAUCGCACAUCACCAAGGAAUAUCGUAUUGAUACCAAAUGUAACAUCAAGUUCGAAAAAUGAACAAUAUUUAAACAAAUUAUUGAAAUGUAAAAUACACUCGUUCUAUAAGGAACAAGAAAGAAAAGGUAAAAAGGAAAAUGGAAAGAGAGAAAACAAAGAAAAAAUUAAUGAAGUGGUGUCAGUAAAUUUAAAUAUAACGAAUUACCCAGUGUUGUUGGAAACAGAAUUGUUGUCAUCAGUGAGAAGUAUGCUGAGUAAAGGAGGGAUCGGAGAGAGUAAAAGAGGAAAAAAUGAAAAAUACCAAAGAAUAAAUACAGUAUUAGAAACAAUACAGCAGUGGAAAAAUAAAAAUAACAGAAACAGAAUAUGCCAAGUAAUAUCGAAGCUAACAAACACAGAAGAUGUAGGCCAGGAAGAAGAAACAACAAUAAAUGUAAUAAACUGCCACACCUUUUGGUCAGAAGAGUCAACAAGAAGGUCAAAAUUGGAAUUUAAAGUAGAAGGAGUAGAAAAUGGAAAAAUAAAAAAAGAAAAGGAAAAAAUAAAAAUGGGAGGAGAUGAAACAAUACUGAUAGGAGAAGUAAACAUGGCAACGUGCGCAAGCUUCAUGGACGAUUGCCUUCCAAACGGAAUAAGCAUGGAAUCAGGAAGCGUAGUCAUCAACCAAAAGGUGAGAGUGAGUAAAAAGGAAAAGGAAGGAGGGAAACAGUGGGUGUUGGAAGGAACACUGGACCCAAGCUAUUACCUAGCAAGAAAAAUAGUAAAAAAGCUACACAACAGAAUAGAGCCAAUAUAUUAG
Messenger RNA from Theileria orientalis strain Shintoku, 1182 nucleotides. RefSeq lists its product as hypothetical. The record is from RefSeq and is a predicted model, not a curated record. Lineage: Eukaryota; Apicomplexa; Aconoidasida; Piroplasmida; Theileriidae. The coding region runs from base 1 to 1182 and encodes 393 amino acids. The transcript has 2 exons.